This is a messenger RNA of Oryctolagus cuniculus (rabbit), 1550 nucleotides long. RefSeq names its product ATPase H+ transporting V0 subunit d1 (gene ATP6V0D1). Gene Ontology annotation, molecular function: proton-transporting ATPase activity, rotational mechanism. Gene Ontology annotation, cellular component: proton-transporting V-type ATPase, V0 domain. Gene Ontology annotation, biological process: proton transmembrane transport. The record is from RefSeq and is a predicted model, not a curated record. Lineage: Eukaryota; Metazoa; Chordata; Mammalia; Lagomorpha; Leporidae.
GGCGCCGCGUCAGCUGAUCUCGGGCCGGUUGGGGUUCUCCGGUCCCGCCGCCCCCGCAGCAGCCAUGUCGUUCUUCCCGGAGCUUUAUUUCAACGUGGACAAUGGCUACUUGGAGGGACUAGUGCGCGGCCUGAAGGCCGGGGUGCUCAGCCAGGCGGACUACCUCAACCUGGUGCAGUGCGAGACGCUUGAGGACUUGAAGCUGCACCUGCAGAGCACGGAUUAUGGCAAUUUCCUGGCCAAUGAGGCAUCACCUCUGACAGUGUCAGUCAUUGAUGACCGACUCAAGGAGAAGAUGGUGGUAGAGUUCCGCCACAUGAGAAAUCAUGCCUACGAGCCGCUUGCCAGCUUCCUGGACUUCAUCACUUACAGCUACAUGAUUGACAACGUGAUCCUGCUCAUCACGGGCACGCUGCACCAGCGCUCCAUCGCCGAGCUCGUGCCCAAGUGUCACCCGCUAGGCAGCUUUGAGCAGAUGGAGGCCGUGAACAUCGCACAGACCCCCGCCGAGCUCUACAAUGCCAUUCUGGUGGACACACCCCUGGCGGCUUUCUUCCAGGACUGCAUCUCAGAGCAGGACCUUGAUGAAAUGAACAUCGAGAUCAUCCGCAACACACUGUACAAGGCCUAUCUGGAGUCCUUCUACAAGUUCUGCACCCUGCUGGGUGGGACCACAGCUGAUGCCAUGUGCCCCAUCCUGGAGUUUGAAGCAGAUCGCCGCGCCUUCAUCAUCACCAUCAACUCCUUUGGCACGGAGCUGUCCAAGGAAGACCGAGCCAAGCUGUUCCCGCACUGCGGGCGGCUCUACCCUGAGGGCCUGGCCCAGCUGGCUCGGGCUGAUGACUAUGAGCAGGUCAAGAACGUGGCCGAUUACUACCCAGAGUACAAGCUGCUCUUCGAGGGUGCAGGCAGCAACCCUGGAGACAAGACCCUAGAGGACCGAUUCUUCGAGCAUGAGGUGAAGCUGAAUAAGUUGGCCUUCCUGAACCAGUUCCACUUUGGUGUCUUCUAUGCCUUUGUGAAGCUCAAGGAGCAAGAGUGUCGUAACAUUGUGUGGAUUGCUGAGUGUAUUGCCCAGCGCCACCGCGCCAAGAUCGACAACUACAUCCCCAUCUUCUAGCAUCCUGACCCAGGGCUCCCCAGCACGCUGUGUGUGUCUGUGUGUGCUGUGACAAAGCCUGGGGCUUCCCCGCUGGCCCUAGGGGAUAGCACAUUGUCCUGGGGGCUGCCCAGCUCCCCUGACACUCCUUUGAGACUGCUCUUAGGCCUGGAAAGGGGCUGGGUACCUCAUUCCCCAACCAAGGGUGGACCAAGACCCCUCUUGAGCAGAGGACCCUUUGGCCCUGUGUUUACAGCUGCUACAUGUCUGAGAAUCAUGUGGUCACUUCCGUGUCCCUCCCUAACCUGAGAAUCUGGGCAUGUGUGAGCCUCCUUGCCCCUCUGUGGGUUACUCCCAGCACUAUGGCCCAUGGGAAGGGUAGUAUGUGUGUGUCCUUAGGGCGUGGGUAGGCAGCUCUGCCCCUCUGAGACAAUAAAACUGCCCCGUGUAA